UUAGCACCAGUAUUUAAUUGUCUGUUAGAUGUUAAUUUUCAUUAAGCUUAAGGUUCUACGGAAAAAGGCGAAAUUCGCCCCUAAAGGCUUCAAUGUCUGAAUGAAAAAAGGCACUAUGGUAAAGAGGUAGUUGAAAAAUGGGAGGGAGCUGGCCUCUACAAGUUGUUGAUUGAGAUAGAUUAGCGUAUUGACUUUCGAUUGAUAUACCUCAUUAAGCAUAUGGUUUUACGGAAAAUGGCUAAAUUUGUCGAAAACUAUCUCGUUUUUGUUAUAAACCGUAUAUUAGAAAUGGCGACGUGCGCCACUUCCGUCGCCGACGCCAUUUGGACGCCAUGUUGCCCGAGAUUUGAGCGCUUGUACGCCUUGGCUUCUAAAUUUCAAGAUGAAUAUUGAAGGCAGAAGACGGCGUUGUGCAUAUGGGGGGCACUCACUGAUUUCAAGUGAGUCGGAAGUGCCAAAAUUGAACAAGAUUGGUUCCAAGUACGUUUCGAAGUCCGUCAUUCAGGCCCUGGGAAUGGGUGACCCUGGCAAGCUUGCUGGACGAUACCUGUGUCAUAAGUGUAUUUCCUAUGGCAGGUCGCAGAUGAAAAUUGUUCAGGAGAGCCAGCGCCAUUCCGGAUCUGAAAAUGCUCUGCAUGUCAGCAUUGUCUGCGCCGCUUCGUCUGCGGCCCCCGCCAGCGCCGCUUCGUCUGCGGUGCCGACCAGCGCCGCUUCGUCUGCGGCCCCCGCCAGCGCCGCUUCGUCUGCGGUGCCGACCAGCGCCGCUUCGUCUGCGGUGCCGACCAGCGCCGCUUCGUCUGCGGUGCCGACCAGCGCCGCUUCGUCUGCGGCCCCCGCCAGCGCCGCUUCGUCUGCGGUGCCGACCAGCGCCGCUUCGUCUGCGGCCCCCGCCAGCGCCGCUUCGUCUGCGGUCCCCGCCAGCGCCGCUUCGUCUGCGGUGCCGACCAGCGCCGCUUCGUCUGCGGCCCCCGCCAGCGCCGCUUCGUCUGCGGUCCCCGCCAGCGCCGCUUCGUCUGCGGUGCCGACCAGCGCCGCUUCGUCUGCGGUCCCCGCCAGCGCCGCUUCGUCUGCGGUGCCGACCAGCGCCCUUCUGCAUGGUACCUCGCCUGAUGUAGCCACGCAGGGCGGAGAGUGGAGGUGAGCUAUUACUGAUUAGUUUUGUCCAGGUAAAUUCAGAAAUAUCAUGUUCAUGCCACAUCAUCAGAGUCGCCUCACCAAUCAACAUAAUAUUUUCAGGGAUGAGGGUCCAGGGGACCCAUUUGUAUUUGUUCUCACUUCUCACCUUGUUUCUUUGUUGAAUCUGUAUCCCUUAGUCUCUUUACAAACCAAACUAUGUACUUUUUCAUGGAUAGAAUUGCUAUAUGCCAUGGGAUGUACAAAAAUGCAACUUUGUGCCUAGCUCUAGGCUAAUAAGAAGUGUAUUUCAUUAAAAUAUCAUGUUUUGUUUGUAUGUUGAAUGGUUUGCAUAUGAAGAUAAUUUCCAGCGGCUGCUAAUAUGUUAUGCAGCCCUCUCCUUUAAGUGACCAUCCCACCUUAGCAUUAGUUUUCAGUUGAGAUAGCAAGAUUGGGGUCCCUGGCGUGCAAUUACCGGUUUGGGUACUCACAACAUCGAAAAAUGCUUCAAAUCGAAAAUAUUUGAUCUCAAAGUUGCAGCACUUGGAUUCAGAAGGGCUAAUGUUUUUGAAUGUCCCCCUCUGAAUGUGUGACGUCAGCGCAGAUCUGACGAUUUUAAAAUAUUUUACUAAAACGUUUGGUAACACCUGGUGAUAUAUGCUGCAUUGCGCGCAACAUCUGCCGCACUUUAAGCAUGCCAAAUUAGGUAUUGCUUCCAAAUGACGUCGUAGGAACAGCGGAGGUCCCAAAAAGUAAAAAGUAAUACAGCAGCUGGUCACAGCUGGACCAGUGGCGUGUGUUACAUACACGCGCUUAGACAA
Messenger RNA from Amphibalanus amphitrite, 1934 nucleotides. Its product is annotated as spore coat protein SP96-like. The transcript is spliced from 3 exons. Bases 383 to 1141 code for a protein of 252 amino acids. The record is from RefSeq and is a predicted model, not a curated record. NCBI's taxonomy places the organism in Eukaryota, Metazoa, Arthropoda, Thecostraca, Balanomorpha, Balanidae.